AUGUAUUACGAUGACUAUGAUACAACUGUACCAACUACAACAAGACAGAUAUCUACCAACAAACACGGCGUCUUGAAGCUCUUGAACUGCUUUGACAUGGAUUGUGAGACACCAUGUUCAUUCAAGUUUGCUGAUGAUAAGAUUAUAGAGUCUACACCGGCAAAGCUGGCUGGUAUAUUUUGCAUGCAGAGGAUUGGAAGCAGAAAGGGUCAGAAGCUGUUAAAGUACUAUUGUCCUAGUGAUUUGACUGACAAUGUUUUAUACAUCAAAUACUUCACCGGUAUCAAAUCUACAAAGCAUCAGACGACGGUGACUAAGACAAACAUUUUAGAGAAGAUAAAACAACUUAUGGCAAAAAGGAGAAAAAGUGGGAAAAGAAAGAAAGUUGAUGAAAAGGAUCUAGUUUGCCUGAUAGGUCUUUAUCUUUGCUGUGUAUUGUUUUUUGGCGACAAAAAUGCCAAUGGAGUGAACGCGAAAUAUCUUAGUAUCGUUGAAACUUAUGAUACGGUGCUCAAGGUGUCGUGGCCUGAUUUAAUACACGAGCACUUGUUUGAAGAGAUUCAUACUAAUCUUAGUUGUUUGUCAAAUGUGAAGGCUUGUGUGCAAUACCUACUGUUAUUGUUUGCUGAACACACGCCAGCAGGAUUAAUCCCGAAAGUUGAGAACCACGAGGAAGAUAUCCCGAGGGUUGGGAGAUGGGAUAUAUACCAGAUUUCUGAUUACAUUUGGAAAACAGACAUAACAGUUUUCGGUAAGUGUUAUAUGUCAGUUGGUUUAGGUUUUUUACACAUGCAAAAGAUAACACAAGUGAAUGCAACUAUAGGUUAUGUAACAUAUAUCCUCUUUGUGGCUGAGUUUUCACAGCUUGAGAAGCAGCUGGGUAUAUCAACCGUGGUACCCAGCAAGGACGACCUGCAAAGUUGGCUGAAAGCGCAAACUAUUGAGAAUAGCCAUCUGAAAGAGCAACUGCAAGAAAAGCAAGCAAUGCUUAAAGCAGUGUAUGCAAUUGCAAGAGAAGGGAUAUCAGAAGGGGACCUUUCAGGAACAGCGGAAUUCAAGGUUCACAAAUUUAGUUGCCAAAUUAUGCAAGCAAUGGGUAUUGAUCCUUACAAAGUGACCCAGGAAGAGUUUAUGCAACAUGAAGAUGAUGUACAUGGAGGUACUGAGCAUGGAGCUACUGAGCAUGAAGAAGAAGAGUUACAAUUAGUUGAGACAGAGCAACAAGGAGAUGGAAGUACUGAGCAAGAGAAAGAGAAAGAUGACGCGGAAACUUCCUUCCAUGAAGAAUUUCCAUGUAUGAGCCUUGCAGCUGGAAAUACGCCAACAAUUCUGCAAGCUCAAACUGCUGCAGAGGGGCACAAAAGACCACUCAGGACAUAUAGUUCGAGUAUGAAGAGUGUGACAACUUGCAAGACUCCACCAAAGAAAAGGCCUGUCGCAAAGCAAAAGCCUACUCCUACAAAUAAUGUUGAUGAGGAGCAGAAGAAAGAUGUUGAAGAGACACCUGUUACGGAUGAGGCACAGAAGAAAGCUGCAGAUGGUGGAGUUGUGGAUGGGGCAGGUGAUGAUGUAGCUGCAAAAGCCGUAGGUGAUGAUGUUACUGCAAAAGUCAAUGAGGAUACACCUGCAACUGUUGGUGAAGGUUUGGUUAUGACUGCUCCAACUCAGCCAACUCCUGGAACUUUUGAUGACAGUUCUGCUUCAACACAAUUUGAGGACUCCAUGGUGAUAACUGCUACAACACCGCAAACACAGCCUGACAAUGCUCAGACCUACAGUGAGUGA
This is a messenger RNA of Papaver somniferum (opium poppy), 1785 nucleotides long. RefSeq lists its product as uncharacterized. The transcript has 6 exons. The record is from RefSeq and is a predicted model, not a curated record. Bases 1 to 1785 code for a protein of 594 amino acids. NCBI's taxonomy places the organism in Eukaryota, Viridiplantae, Streptophyta, Magnoliopsida, Ranunculales, Papaveraceae.